AAAAAAAAAAAAAAAAAAGGUGACAGGCUGGGUGCAGUGGCUCACACCUGUAAUCCCAGCACUUUGGGAGGCCGAGGCAGGUGGAUCAUCUGAAGUCAGGAGUUUGAGACCUGCCUGGCCGACAUGGUGAAACCCUGUCUCUACUAAAAAUACAAAAGUUUGCCAGGCGUGAUGGCGUGUGCCCGUAAUCUCAGCUACCUGGGAGGUUGAGACAGGAGAAUCACUGGAACCCCAGAGGCGGAAGCUGCAGUGAGCCGAGAUUGUGCCACUGCACUCCAGCCUGGGUGACAGACCGAGACUCCAUCUCAAAUUAAUUAAAUUUAAAAAAAAAAGGCAAAGAGGGAGUCCUGCCUGGGUACAGGAGACCUGGGGUUGGGUCCCAGCCCUGCCGCUGACCUGCCCUGGGACUGCAGGAAGUUUCUUUCCCUGCCGGGCCCCAGGUUUCUUCUCAUCCGUAUAAUGAGAUUAGUCAUAACACCUGCCCUGCCCAUCUCUGGGGACCCAAGGAGAGGAUGAGUCGAUGAGCAAGAAUGUGUUUUCAAAAAGGGGAAACAAGCUCUUCCCACAUUCUGAUGUCUGCUUUCAACUGCCUUUUGAAAGGGAGUGAGAGAGGGAAAAAUUGUAUUAUACAGGCCGGACAUGGUGGCUCACACCUGGAAUCCCAGAACUUCAGGAGGCUGAGGUGGGAGGAUCACUUGAGCCCAGGAAUUUGAGACCAGCCUGGGCAACACAGUAAGACUCUCUUUCUACAAACAGUUAAAAAAUUAGCUGGGCAGCCGGACACAGUGGCUCACGCCUGUAAUUUCAGCACUUUGGGAGGCCGAGGCAGGCAGAUCACAUGAGGUCAGGCGUUCAAGACCAGCCUGGCCAACAUGGCGAACCCCGUCUCUACCAAAAAUACAAAAAUUAACCGGGAGUGGUUGUGCACGCCAGUAAUCCCAGCUACGCAGCAGGCUGAGGCAGGAGAAUCACUUGAACCCAGGAGGUGGAGGUUGCAGUGAGCCGAGAUCGUGCCAUUGCACUCCAGCCUGAACGACAGAGUGAAACUCUGUCUCAAAACAAACAAACAAACAAACAAAAAAUUAGCUGGGCAUGGUGCCUUAUACCUGCAGUCUCAGCUACUAGGGAGGCUGAAGUGGGAGGAUCACUUGAUCCUGGGAGGUCAAGGCUGCAGUGAGCUAUGAUCACACCACUGCACUCCAGCCUGGGCAACAGAGUGAGAUCUAUCUCAAAAAAUAAUAAUAAUAUAAUAAAUAAAAGAGACCCCAGAGAGCUUCCUUGACCCUUCCACCAUAUGAGGACACAGCUAGAAGGCACUCUACCAACCAAAAACAGACACCAACUCUUCCUAGGUUUUGUUUUUGUUCUUUUUUUUUUAAGAUGGAGUCUCACUUUGUCACCCAGGCUGGAGUGCAGUGGUGUGAUCUCGGCUCACUGCGGCCUCUCCAUCCUGGGUCCAAGCGAUUCUUGUGCCUCAACCUCCCGAGUAGCUGGAAUUACAGGCGCGUGCCACCACGACUGGCUAAUUUUGUAUCUUUAGUAGAGACGGGGUUUUUCCACAUUGGUCAGGCUGGUCUCAAACUUCUGACCUCAGAUGAUCCACCCGCCUUGGCCACCCAAAGAGCUGGGAUUACAGGUGUGAACCACUGCGCCCGGCCAGAAGUUUUUCUUGUGAGUUGAGGUGAACAUCUGAAUCCCCUCGGGGAACUGAGGUAUGUCCCCUUCAGGGAAUGGCCCCUCUUCAUCCAAAAAUGGGGCCCACAGGUGAUAAUCUGUUGGGUUUCCCGGAAUGAAGACAUCUGGCAUAAUUAGAGCGUGAAGGUCAGGCUGACGGGGGCUAGUACCCCGAUCCAGGGGAGAGGUGGUCACAGGUCUCGCUCCACCUGCCCUGAGCCCCAUCUCAUCUUUUUUUUUUUUUUUUUUUUUUUGAGGGGGAGUUUCACUCUUGUUGCCCAGGCUGGAAUGCAGUGGUGCGAUCUCGGCUCAUUGCAACGUCUGCCUCCUGGGUUCAAGUGGUUCUCCUGCCUCAGCCUCCUGCGUAGCUGGAGUUACAAGAACAAGCCACCACGUCCAGCUAAUUUUGUAUUUUUAGUAGAGAUGGGGUUUCGCCGUGUUGGCCAGGCUGGUCUCGAACUCCUGACCUCAGGUGAUCCACCCACCUCGGCCUCUCAAAAUGCUGGGAUUACAGGCGUGAGCCACCAUGCCUGGACUUCCAUCUGGUAAUUUUCUGUCUCGAGGAGGAACUACCCUGCCCUGGCAGAGGCUGGGGAUGAAGGAGGAAGAGAGAGCCGGUCCCCUGGAUAAAGAGACCCCUCCCUGGCGAUGCCAGAUUCACUGGGCUGGCAGAUUCUGCCCCCAAACCUGCCCAACCAGUUGUUUGAGAGGAGAGGGUACUUGGGAGGGGCAGCAGGAGAUGCCAGGAACAGCUUCCCCUAGCCGAGCACAGACUACAGACGGGGGAGCCUCUGGGGCUGCAGACACUGCAGACGGACGGACAGACAGAUGGACAACAGCUGGAGGCUUGGCCCGGCCAUAGGGCUCUCUGCGGGACAGUCCCAGCUGCUAGUGUCGCUGUUGCUGCUACUGACCUGUGUCCAGCCUGGGACAGACGUGGCUGCCCCAGAGCACAUCAGCUACGUGCCUCAGCUCUCAAACGACACCCUGGCGGGGAGGCUCACCCUGUCCACCUUCACGCUGGAGCAGCCUCUAGGCCAGUUCAGCAGCCACAACAUCUCUGACUUGGAUACCAUCUGGCUGGUGGUGGCCCUCAGCAACGCCACCCAGAGCUUCACGGCCCCACGGACAAACCAGGACAUCCCUGCUCCUGCCAACUUCUCCCAGAGGGGCUACUAUCUCACACUGAGGGCCAACCGGGUGCUGUACCAGGCCAGAGGCCAGCUCCAUGUCCUCCGUGUCGGCAAUGAUACCCACUGCCAACCAACAAAAAUUGGCUGCAACCAUCCCCUACCAGGACCCGGCCCCUACAGGGUGAAGUUCCUGGUGAUGAAUGACGAAGGACCCGUGGCUGAAACAAAGUGGUCCAGCGACACUCGCCUGCAGCAAGCCCAGGCACUUCGGGCUGUCCCCGGCCCCCAGAGCCCGGGCACCGUGGUCAUCAUCGCCAUCCUGUCUAUCCUCCUGGCCGUCCUCCUCACGGUCCUCCUGGCUGUGCUCAUAUACACCUGCUUCAACAGCUGCAGGAGCACUUCCCUAUCAGGCCCAGAGGAGACAGGGAGUGUGAGAAGAUACACCACGCACCUCGCAUUCAGCACUCCCGCCGAGGGGGCUUCCUGAAGGGUUCCAGAGGGGCCCACGUGUCCCUCCACCUCCUCCCUGGCCCAGGCUGCAGAGCCUGGGCUGGGACAUGCCCUGAAGCUUCUGGACCCUGAGAGAGAUUGUUUCUUUUCUUUACUAUUUUUUUUUUUUUUUUUUUUUUUUGAGACGGAGUCUCACUCUGUCACCAGGCUGGCAUGAUCUUGGCUCACUGCAACCUCUGCCUCACGGGUUCAAGCGAUUUUCCUGCUUCAGCCUCCUGAGUAGCUGGGACUACAGGCACACGCCACCAUGCCCAGCUCAUUUUUGUAUUUUUAGUAGAGAUGGGGUUUCACCAUGUUGGCCAGGAUGGCCUCCAUCUCUUGACCUUGUGAUCCGCCUGACUCGGCCUCCCAAAGUGCUGGGAUUACAGGCAUGAGCCAUCAAGUCUGGUGAGAGAGAUUGUUUCUAGAUCACGGUGGGGGUGGGUGUCCUUAGCCCAAAGCUUGUGCCAGUAUCUAUCAGAAAUAAAUGGCCCCAAUACCUCCCUGCC
Molecule: messenger RNA, 3805 nt
Organism: Gorilla gorilla gorilla (western lowland gorilla)
Lineage: Eukaryota; Metazoa; Chordata; Mammalia; Primates; Hominidae
Product: uroplakin-3b-like protein 1
Exons: 7
Coding region: 2503-3294 (263 amino acids)
Cellular component (GO): membrane
Source: RefSeq, a predicted model, not a curated record